AUGAUCUUUUCCGAUGACACGUCCCCAUAUGAAUGGUGGUUGGAUACCGCACCAGAAAUCCCGACGAUCUCAUCACCAGAGGAUGGUUACAAGGACAAUGAGGCGGCAAGAGACGACCUAGUUGAGUUGAGUCGGUGUCUGCUAUGGACUUCGGGGAAUCUAGAUAAGGAACCAAGGGUCACGGGGAAGAAGGACUUUAGGAAAAUGUAUGAAGGGGCGAUAAGAGCAUUGGUGGUGUGGCAGCACAAAUUUGGGCUUUUUGACAGGAAGCAUAGGAAAAGUACUGGAAGAGAUACAGGAAGGGAAAAGGGGGACGAAGGGAGAGCGACGGAUGGUGGGACUUUACUCCGGAUCUAUGCUAUCAUGAUGCGGGCGAUCGUUGCAGCAGGAGCGGGUUUCACAAGUGAGAUGGUGUGGGAUGCCUAUAUCGGGGACUUCAGGGAGGCUGUCGAGCUCGCGGAGACGUUGCCUAUGCUUCAGCCUCAACCUCAACCACCUGCAUUACCAUCGCCGCCAAAAUCACCGCCCUUACCCCACCUGACGAUAACCUUCCAUUCCAACACCACCUACCCAGUCUCCAACCAUACUUCCUACCCCCACUCCUUCACAUCCCGCCUUGCACCUCAGAUUAUCUCUCCAUCCUUCGAACUCUCUCCCAUGGUGCCCCUCUUUCUCAUCGCAACGCGCUGCCGGAAUCCGCUCGUCCGUCGGCGCGCCUUAGCUCUUCUGCUCAACUACCGACGACGCGAGGGUGUUUGGGAUUCACUGGCUGCGGGUAUGAUUGCUGCCCAGGUGCUGAAACAAGAAGAAGGAAUAUUGGAUGCGGAGUUGAGCGAGGGAAAUUGGCUGAGUAUGGGGAGGGUAGAGAAAGCGGACGACAUAACGGAGAAAAGGAGGCUAGGAAAUCUACUCGUGAGAGUGGAGAUGAAGGAUGGUGGUGCUGGGGCUAUUCAAAUGAGGUAUGAUAAGGGUGAUGAAGAGAAGUUGAAGGCUGGGAGGACAUUUUCUGUGCGAACAGAGGAACUGCGCCAAGAAGCCACUGGGUUUGACGACGAACCGGGAGCGAAGAUACCGUCUUGGAGUAGUGAUGAAAGGAUGGAUGGUGCUCUGUGCGAUGUCAAGUUUACAUGA
This is a messenger RNA of Alternaria arborescens, 1131 nucleotides long. RefSeq lists its product as hypothetical. The record is from RefSeq and is a predicted model, not a curated record. Bases 1 to 1131 code for a protein of 376 amino acids. NCBI's taxonomy places the organism in Eukaryota, Fungi, Ascomycota, Dothideomycetes, Pleosporales, Pleosporaceae. The transcript is spliced from 3 exons.